AGCUGAUAUUUACAUGAAAGCUUUCUGAUAUAGUGCAGAUUCAAGUUUGUUCAAAUCAUGGCCCCUGGGGGUAGGAUGGGGCCACAAGGGGGGAUCAAAGUUUUACAUACAAAUAUAUAGGAAAAAUCUUCAAAUAUCUUCUUCUCGUGAACCAUUGGGCCAAAGAAGUUCACAUUUACAUGAAAGCUUUCUGACAUAGUGUAGAUUCAAGUUUGCAAAAACUAUGGCCUCCAGGGGUAGGUUGGGGCGAUAAUAAGGACUACGGUUUUACAUGCAAAUAUAUAUAGAAAGUCUUCUGAUAUGGACCAAGGUGACUCGGGUGAGCGAUGUGGCCCAUGGGCCUCUUGUUCUUGCUUGAAUUCAACUGAUGAAUUCAAUUAGAUUUUUUUUUUUUACAACUAACAUCCACACAAAGAUUCGACCUAGAUAUAUACUACAUUUAUACCUAGACAAUGUCAUAAUGUAUAAUGAUGACGUGUUUCUGUUUUUAUAAGCUUCGGUGUUUUCCACGUUUCAGUUGUCCCAAACAGUUCCCUGGAUUUACCACUUUCUAGCGGUGCGUCUCAGAGCAUAUGAAGCACAGCUGAGGGAAGACGUGGCUCUAAAGAGAUGUAUCUUCAUCUGGUACCAUUUUGGAUCCUGAUUUAUGUCACCAUUUGGUAUCAAGGUCAUCUUCAGUUACUCUCACUUGGUGGAACAUUGAUUCUAUUUCUGCGGCAAUGUUUUUGUCCUGCCUAAAUCGAAGAAGUACACCAACCAAGCUGUUCAUCAAAUCUGGUCCCUGCAACAAUUCGGUGUAAAGAGAUUUGCCUUGAUAGGUGGCAGUGCAAUCCAAUACGACAUGUACUUUACCAGUCUAGACCAAGUGAUUGAUGCAAAAUUCGCACCAAAAGAAAGAAGACAAAAGAUUCGAGCACGAGAAUACACCACGUGCUUCCUCACAGAACCCAGAGGCAGACGAUGAUUUAUCUAGAGCUGUACUAGAAAGCCAAAAACAGCAGUCUCUGCUUCCCCUGGUUAAACAAGAAUUGAAAUAUAAAAUUCGUUACAAGAGGCUUUCGGAGGGCAAAGAGGAGUUUGUUCCAGACGAACCCAAACCGACAAGUUACGAAUUAACCGAGUACGAGAGGCAAAAAAUCGAAGAGCGGAGACGACAAAACAGACAGUCAGCUCAGCGUUCUCGGAAAAAGUCCGAGGAUUACGAAGAAAAUCUGAAGAAGAAGAUAAAUAACUUGUCCAAAUUGAACAUCAAAUUGGCCAAAGAGAGGGGCACACUACUCAAAACAAAGGCGAUACUUCUGUCGGAGUUCCGAAAUAUCGGUUGUUUUCCGUCAGUACGGGUGUGUUCUUGUGGGAUUCGAACGGACGCCGGUUUAGAAGCAGCGGCCACAGAAACAAAGGCCCCGUCAGAAUGACUCGUGAUGGCGUUCUAUGGAAAGUAAAUUCUAUUUUCAAUAGGUGGCUUUCUGUCAUAAAACCGUUAUUCGUUUGGAAUUUGGACAGAAUGUGGUCAGAAUAUAUCGUCAACAGAAACAACAGUUCCAUCCAUGAUCCACGGAAAGUAAAGCCUGGGUUUCAUGUGACAUGUUGGAUGCCUAUCAUCAAUAAUCAAUGUCAGUGGAAAACGGAAUCAAGUUUCAAAAUAAGGACGUCACAGAUAUUGUGGUCUACCAGAAUGAAGUAGAGCCUAUUCCGGAACACUGUUACACUGUGUCGUUUGAUUUUUGGUCUUUUCUUUUAGAAAGGUACAUCCACUCACUGUGCUUUCAUUUGACAGCUCUCAGUUAUCACCUUGUUUCGGCGGUGGUUUCUCAUUCUCUAUAUCAGCAAUGGUCAUGUAGAUCAAAGUGAACUGAAGAUGUGUCCCUUCAUGUUAUGAUGAAAAUCAAUUUACUUGUUGUCAUUCUGAGAAUUUAGAGUCACCCUUGCACUAUUUGUUGCAUAUUAUGUCGUAAAGUAUGUGGUUCUC
Messenger RNA from Ostrea edulis (European flat oyster), 1969 nucleotides. RefSeq lists its product as uncharacterized. The transcript has 5 exons. Gene Ontology annotation, biological process: regulation of DNA-templated transcription. The record is from RefSeq and is a predicted model, not a curated record. Gene Ontology annotation, molecular function: DNA-binding transcription factor activity. The coding region runs from base 873 to 1415 and encodes 180 amino acids. NCBI's taxonomy places the organism in Eukaryota, Metazoa, Mollusca, Bivalvia, Ostreida, Ostreidae.